Molecule: messenger RNA, 426 nt
Organism: Teleopsis dalmanni
Lineage: Eukaryota; Metazoa; Arthropoda; Insecta; Diptera; Diopsidae
Exons: 3
Coding region: 1-426 (141 amino acids)
Source: RefSeq, a predicted model, not a curated record
AUGAACGACUUAAGAUCUACUCAAACUGCUCAUCAUUCUAGUGGAAAGGUUUUUAUUGAAAAAGAUCUUUAUUCCUCGGAUCAGGUUUUCGUCAGAAAUUCCAUGAUUUGUAAACCAUUGCAGGCUCCAUACGAAGGUCCAUUCACUGUUCUUAAGCGUUUCGAUAAAUAUUUUGUCGUGGAUGUUAAGGGAAGGAAAGUGAAUAUCUCGGUGGAUCGCCUCAAAGCAGCCUUCAGUGAACAAUAUUUUAAGGAACAAGAAGUUAAGCCUUUAGUCACUGACAAGAACGAUCAUAAGACAUACACUUCGCGUUAUGGUCGCAAGGUUGUACAAAAGUUUAUACCAAAAGUUCACACCUCAAGGCACAUCAAAGAAUCCACACAGCGAAAUUAUGCAAAUGUUCAAAAGCGCAUAAAUUACGACUAA